UACUGAGUGAGCUGUGAUUGGUCACAGCUUGUCACAUGGUACAAGGCUGUUGUGAAUAGUCCUGUACCAUGUGACCUCUGUGAUCAUUCACACAUUUCACACGUAGUAAGCAAUGAUGUCACAAGUGACAUCUUGCUUACUACUCUGCAUGUGAUCACUGAUUGGCCAAUCAGUGAUCACAUGAUCGGGACCUCACACAGAGGUCUCGUACAGCGAUCGGUGUUCAGACACAGGGGGCACCGGAUCCUGAUGCCGCGCGCUCCCAGGGAGUGCGCACAAGCAGGGAAGCGGAAGGACAUUUAUAAAGGGCCGUUC
Staurois parvus is the source of this 315-nucleotide messenger RNA. Lineage: Eukaryota; Metazoa; Chordata; Amphibia; Anura; Ranidae. The record is from the annotation of a GenBank genome assembly.